This is a messenger RNA of Homo sapiens (human), 7489 nucleotides long. It is a transcript of the gene U2SURP, whose product is annotated as U2 snRNP associated SURP domain containing. The transcript has 29 exons. The record is from RefSeq and is marked validated. Gene Ontology annotation, biological process: RNA processing. Bases 1424 to 3214 code for a protein of 596 amino acids. NCBI's taxonomy places the organism in Eukaryota, Metazoa, Chordata, Mammalia, Primates, Hominidae. Gene Ontology annotation, molecular function: RNA binding; nucleic acid binding. Gene Ontology annotation, cellular component: U2 snRNP; nucleus.
CUUUCGGUGCUCGACUCGCCCGUGCUGCUGCCGCCGCCGAAGGAGGGGCAAAGCUCAAGAUGGCGGACAAAACGCCAGGCGGAUCUCAGAAGGCCAGUUCAAAGACGAGAUCAUCAGAUGUUCAUUCAUCUGGAUCUUCAGAUGCACAUAUGGAUGCAUCUGGACCCUCAGAUAGUGAUAUGCCAAGUCGGACACGACCUAAGAGCCCAAGAAAACAUAAUUAUAGGAAUGAAAGUGCCCGUGAAAGCCUUUGUGAUUCUCCUCAUCAGAAUCUCUCAAGACCUCUUCUGGAAAACAAACUUAAAGCAUUCAGUAUUGGAAAAAUGAGUACAGCUAAGCGAACUUUAAGUAAAAAGGAACAGGAAGAAUUAAAGAAAAAGGAGGAUGAAAAGGCAGCUGCUGAGAUUUAUGAGGAGUUUCUUGCUGCUUUUGAAGGAAGUGAUGGUAAUAAAGUGAAAACAUUUGUGCGAGGGGGUGUUGUUAAUGCAGCUAAAGAAGAACAUGAAACAGAUGAAAAAAGAGGUAAAAUCUAUAAGCCAUCUUCAAGAUUUGCAGAUCAAAAAAAUCCUCCAAAUCAGUCUUCCAAUGAAAGACCACCAUCUCUUCUUGUGAUAGAAACCAAAAAACCUCCACUUAAAAAAGGAGAGAAAGAAAAGAAAAAAAGCAAUUUGGAACUCUUCAAAGAAGAAUUAAAGCAAAUUCAAGAGGAACGUGAUGAGAGACAUAAAACAAAAGGCAGAUUAAGUCGAUUUGAACCUCCUCAGUCAGAUUCUGAUGGUCAGCGUCGUUCUAUGGACGCGCCUUCAAGAAGAAAUAGAUCAUCUGGUGUUCUUGAUGAUUACGCACCUGGCUCACAUGAUGUAGGAGAUCCAAGCACUACUAAUUUAUACCUUGGAAACAUUAAUCCACAGAUGAAUGAAGAAAUGCUGUGCCAAGAAUUUGGAAGAUUUGGACCGUUAGCCAGUGUGAAAAUCAUGUGGCCUAGAACUGAUGAAGAAAGAGCCAGAGAGAGAAAUUGCGGCUUUGUGGCCUUUAUGAAUAGAAGAGAUGCUGAAAGAGCUUUAAAAAAUUUGAAUGGAAAAAUGAUUAUGUCUUUUGAAAUGAAGUUAGGUUGGGGUAAAGCUGUACCUAUUCCUCCACAUCCAAUAUACAUUCCGCCUUCUAUGAUGGAACAUACGCUUCCCCCACCUCCAUCCGGACUGCCUUUUAAUGCGCAGCCUAGAGAGCGGUUAAAAAACCCUAAUGCUCCUAUGUUACCGCCACCUAAAAACAAAGAGGAUUUUGAGAAGACUCUGUCGCAAGCCAUAGUCAAAGUGGUUAUCCCAACAGAAAGAAGAAAUUCCUAUUAUUGUCAUGAACACUGGACAUACUAGAAACUUUCUUUUCAUGGUAACAAAGGAAUUUGCUCGCCCUGAUACAUCGAAUGAUAGAGUUUGUUGUACGUGAAGGGCCAAUGUUUGAAGCUAUGAUUAUGAACAGAGAAAUCAACAAUCCUAUGUUCAGGUUCUUAUUUGAAAACCAGACACCAGCCCAUGUUUACUAUAGGUGGAAGCUUUAUUCUAUUCUGCAGGGAGAUUCUCCAACUAAAUGGCGGACGGAAGAUUUUCGUAUGUUCAAAAAUGGAUCUUUUUGGAGGCCACCACCAUUAAAUCCGUACUUGCAUGGAAUGUCAGAAGAGCAAGAAACAGAAGCUUUUGUAGAGGAACCUAGUAAAAAGGGAGCACUUAAGGAAGAACAGAGGGAUAAAUUGGAAGAAAUCUUGCGGGGAUUAACUCCAAGGAAAAAUGAUAUUGGAGAUGCAAUGGUUUUCUGUCUUAAUAAUGCUGAAGCUGCUGAAGAAAUAGUGGAUUGCAUUACUGAGUCGUUGUCCAUCUUAAAGACACCCCUUCCUAAAAAGAUUGCCAGAUUAUAUUUGGUUUCUGAUGUUUUGUACAACUCUUCAGCCAAAGUUGCUAAUGCUUCAUAUUAUAGAAAAUUUUUUGAAACAAAGUUAUGUCAGAUAUUUUCAGACCUCAAUGCCACCUAUCGUACAAUUCAAGGCCAUUUACAAUCUGAAAACUUUAAGCAACGGGUAAUGACUUGCUUCAGAGCAUGGGAAGAUUGGGCAAUUUAUCCAGAACCAUUUUUGAUCAAACUACAAAAUAUUUUCUUAGGACUUGUAAAUAUUAUUGAAGAAAAGGAAACAGAGGAUGUUCCAGAUGACCUUGAUGGUGCCCCCAUCGAGGAAGAGCUUGAUGGUGCACCUCUGGAAGAUGUAGAUGGAAUUCCUAUUGAUGCUACUCCCAUCGAUGAUCUUGAUGGAGUCCCUAUAAAAAGUCUUGAUGAUGAUCUUGAUGGAGUGCCUUUGGAUGCAACUGAAGACUCAAAAAAGAAUGAGCCUAUAUUUAAAGUUGCCCCAUCAAAAUGGGAAGCUGUGGAUGAAUCUGAAUUGGAAGCACAGGCUGUUACAACUUCUAAAUGGGAAUUAUUUGACCAGCAUGAAGAAUCAGAAGAAGAAGAAAAUCAAAAUCAAGAAGAAGAAAGUGAAGAUGAAGAAGAUACUCAAAGUUCCAAAUCUGAAGAACAUCAUUUGUACUCUAAUCCAAUCAAAGAAGAAAUGACUGAGUCUAAGUUCUCUAAGUACUCUGAAAUGAGUGAGGAAAAACGAGCCAAACUUCGUGAAAUUGAGCUCAAAGUUAUGAAGUUUCAGGAUGAAUUGGAAUCUGGGAAAAGACCUAAAAAACCAGGCCAGAGUUUUCAGGAGCAAGUAGAACACUACAGAGAUAAACUUCUUCAACGAGAGAAAGAGAAAGAGUUAGAAAGAGAACGAGAAAGAGACAAGAAAGAUAAAGAAAAAUUGGAAUCUCGCUCCAAAGACAAGAAGGAAAAAGAUGAGUGUACUCCGACAAGGAAGGAAAGGAAGAGGCGACACAGUACAUCCCCCAGCCCAUCUCGCAGUAGCAGUGGUAGACGAGUGAAAUCCCCAUCACCAAAAUCGGAGCGAUCAGAGCGUUCAGAAAGAUCUCAUAAAGAGAGCUCACGGUCCAGGUCAUCUCACAAAGAUUCUCCUAGAGAUGUUAGCAAAAAAGCCAAAAGAUCACCAUCUGGUUCAAGGACACCUAAAAGGUCUAGGCGAUCACGGUCUAGAUCUCCUAAAAAAUCAGGAAAGAAGUCCAGAUCCCAGUCCAGAUCUCCACACAGGUCUCAUAAAAAGUCAAAGAAAAACAAACACUGACGUAAAUUUUUAAGAUGCUGUCACUUAUUGGAAAUGCGAUUUGUUUUGUGCCUGAACGGUCUGUUUUUUAAAAAAACAAAAAAUCAAAUGAAAGAGCAUUCCUGGGGUUUUUUGUUUGUUUGUGUAUGCAUGUGUAAACUCAUGAGCAACUGCAUCUGUAGAUCUGUCAUUGUUUUAUAUUGUGUAAAUUACUUUCAUUGUGGCUAUUUCUCAAGAUGAAAUUUUUAUUGUUCUAAUGGAUUUCAUCAGAAAUGUGUAUAAUGGAUCUGCUGACAGUAGUAGUAUUUUGUUUUAGGAUGUUGUGACUUAGCAAAAAUAAUACAGAUGUCUUCCCCCCUUUUGUAGCUUUGACAAUUUGAAUUAGAUUUCAAAUAAAAUCUGAACAGAAAACUAUAAUGUUGUUUUUUUGCCCCACCGGUGAUAUUAAGUCCCUUAAAGUCCUACUGAGUUUCACACUACUGUUGUGCUUCUUAUACCUGAUGCACUUUAUAAGCCCCAGUGUUCAAGUAGCUUAAGUUUUAUAUUUACUAAGAUGACUAUCCAAAUUAAGGGACCUGAGACUCCUAUUUGGUGGUUUGCUAACCAUUUGCUUUUGAUAAGUUUCUCUUGGGUAAUACUAAUACCCAGAUAUCAAAGACUAGGUAGAUAUGGCAUGGCGUUUUGUUAGUGGAAUGCCUGGCUAAAACAUUUUUUUCACAGAAGCAAUAUGAUUUCCAUACAUCCAACCCAUGUUCUGAGCAACUACUUACUUUUAGGGGGAAAUUAAAUAUCUUUUCAUUUCCUCUUCUAUUAUGAAAGAAGUUUAUUUGUAAAACAAAUUUUCUAACAAGGUUUGGCCAUAGAAUUCUCUUGUAUGAUCGUUGACCUUUUAUAAUCUUCUGUAGGCUAUCUUUCAAACACUGGCAUCAGAAUAUUUUUUAUAAGUUUGUGUUUAAACAGCUUAGUUGGUCCCCCCCCACUCCCAAGAGACUUGGGUUUAGUUAUAGCUUUAAGUAAAAUUUAAAAAUAAAAUGUUUUUCAGGAAACUUCGUAUCUAAUGGUUUGUAAAUUCAAGGUGCAAAAAGUUGAUUUAAACCAUUUGCAGAGUUGAACUCUAUUAUGAAAAUAAAUUUGCUACGGUAUGAGGAAGAAAUAAAACUUGUGUAAUGUUGGUCAUAAUACUGCUAUAAAUAUAAUAAAGGGUUAUGUAGAAUUGAACUGACACUAUUAUUUGUGAAUCUUGAUUUCAGUUUUUUAUGUAGGCACUUCAUACACUGGUUUGAUGGGUUUUUUUUUUCCUCCCUAAAAGAGAAAGUAGAAAACUAUUCUAACAAUGGAUUAUUUUGAUUUAGCUUGCUUUUUAAAAAAAUCUUUUCAACUUGUUUUACUUAAUCUUGCCUAGUCACAAAAUAAGAUGUGCACCCAUGGUUUGGAGAGUUCCUAUAUUAGCUGAGCAGUGAGAUACACUAUUUCCAAACGGUGCACACCUACAGUAGCUUUGGAAAUGAGCCAAUCACUGUUUUACUUAAUGGUUCUUAUCAGCAUGCAAAUAUUGCUUGAAAGUUAUUUCCUUAUUCACUGUUUUGUUAGUCCAUUUUGUUAGGAAACAUUAAUUCCUAAAAAUUUGUUCAGAAUAAUUAAAAGUGAACAUUUGGUGCUGAUACUCAAAAACCUACAAAUGUAGCCAUUUAAAAAGUAACAUGUUUUUCUCCCCUGCUCAUUGCCUGGGAGAAUGGAAUUUUAUAUAACUACCUUUCUUUGCAAAAAUAACGGUCGUGUCGAGUUGGUGGUGAUUUUGGCAUUCCAUCUUGCACUGGUUUCUAGUAUAGGCUUAGAAAUAAUUGGUCAGGUAAUAAUCUUUCCAGUCAAGUUGCAAGGGAUGCUUAUUUCUCUUCAAAAAAAGACAUCCUGCGGGAUUGAGUAGAAAAUUUUAGGUCAGUUUUGGGUGCUUAUUUGUAAUAUUUUUCCUACUACAUUGGAGUUUAGCAGUUCUUUUUUUCUGGAUCCAGAUACAAGUGUCAUGGUUUAUCUUACAGUGGGUGAAACUGACUUUCUUUUGGUUGGGUGGGUGAGGAUUUCUUAGGCCUGAUAGAAUAUAUAUUCUGUGAAGUUUGUUAAUGUACAUAUUAGAUUGUAUUGGAUUUUUUUUUCUUGAAUUGCAAAUGGUAUUAUUAGAUAGGUUAUUUCCAGUUUUACUUCAUGACAAAUUACCUAGAGUAAACCUACUUAAUACUCCCAUGGAUUCUAUGAAAGUUUAAUGGGAUCAGAAAUUGGUGACUUAUAAGGGGGAAGAUAUUCUACCAUAUUUUUAUAAUAGCUUAUUAUUCAUGUUUCUUGUCUGAAGGACACUCAAGUUACAGAGCAAAAUUUCUAUAGGUUGACUAGAAUGUUCAUAAGCAUGGUCUUCCAGUUGCAGGAAAGAUCAUGUUCUAUCUGUGGACACUUACUGUCCUCUACCACAGCUACGUGCCAGAGUUGUUUUCCACAGUUCUUAUAAAGGGCAUGACUUAGGCUCUUUACCCUCCAACUUAAUGUUUAUACACAGGGAUUGUUUACUAGGUUAAUGACAUUUAACUCCCCUCUCUUCUGUAGGUGAGAGAAAAUAAGUAAGUCUUGAUCUGUUUCUUACCAAAGAGAGACAGACCUAUGAUGGAAAAUGAUCACGUCUCUGAAUUUUUUCUUUAACGUUAUAGUUCCUUAUUACAGAUAGUAAGCAUAUGGGAAUUUCUGAGCUAUAACAUGUUGAGAAGUUAGAAAUUAAAACUAACACAACAAAAGGCGCUGAAUCAAAAGAUCUUUGCUUUUAUUUGGCUCAGAAUGUUUUUGGCUUUUCUGCUAAAGAUGGCAGAAAUUACUCUACACAGACCUGAUUUUUCUUUAUUGCAGACCAUUCUUGUGGGCUUACCCUGAGACUUUUAUCCCAAUUAGUGAAUCUUGGAGGGAAUACUUGCUUAUUUAUGACUUAGGUAUUUCCCCCCAAACUUUAAUAUUCUUGAGCACUUGAAAAUACUUUUGAGAAAUUUUAACUGUGAUUAAAUUUAGGUUUAUUAGAAAUAUUCUGUACACAUUUGCCUCCAUGGUGGCGUAAGUUCUGAAAAAUUAUAUGACCGUGACAAUAGUUUAUCAUCAUCAUUAUUGUUAUUCAAAAUAAGGGUAAAUAAAUCUCUGUAUUGCCAAAGUGACUUAAACUGUUCUGAUGACCACACAGUGUGAUUUCUUUAGCAGAGAAAGUUGGUUUUAAAAAUAAAUAGUACCACUUUUCUAAGACUGUACAGUUUACAAAUAAGGUUUUUUUCUUUGUUGUUUUCCUCUUCUAUUAAGUUUUAGUGAAAAGCCUAAUUACAGAAAAUUGUGCAGAUACUAGUGAAGAUACUAGUAUAAGUUUAAAGGAACACGUGACUGUAAAAUCUCACAUUUACAAAGUGCUUGAUCUCUUCAUAUUUCACACGCAUGUUUUAGAAUAGAUUUUAGGGAGUGUUUAAUUCAUUAUCCUUUUGACUUAAAAUUUUUGUUACCAACUUCCUAGGACUUAGAUAAUAUAUAAAUAAGUACAAAUCCCAGGGGAAGUGUUGUGAUGCUAGACUAAAAGGUGGGAAUGUGCUGCUGUUCCGUGAGCCUUGUUCCAUUGUUGAAAAUUUGAUGCCUCAGUGUUUAUUCAGUACCACCUCAUGGAGCUUCAAUGUAAAUGGAUUAUAUGUAUAAUUGGUAAUUUGUAUAGUUUUGUAGAUUGUAGAUUAAAUGCACUCAUCAUGUCACAUGUAAUUGUGCUUGGAGUAUUUGUGUUUUAUUCUUUUACUUCAACGGGUUCUUGUCUGUUACAUCUCUGGUGAUUUGAAAUAUCAGGAAAGACAGUUUGUCAGAAAUGAGAAUAAUAUAGUUGAAAUCAGUUGGGCUAAAAUAUUCUACAGCAAGACAAUUUCUUUUGGGUGAACUGAUUCUAUAAUUUACUUACUUUUAAUGUAAGGAUUAGAUUUAUUGUUGAGCUGCUUUCCAGAUCAGACUGUCACUUUAUAGUUUUUCUACAUAAAGAUUAUAUAGUUGCAAACAAAGGUUGUGAAAUUUCCCUUUUGUUGUUUUUGACUUUUAAUUAAUAAAAGUACAUUGUUUUCAUAGCAAACUUAGACUGUCCAUGUAAUUUUCUCCAUAUUGUUUUUCCGAUGCAAGCCCAGUUAAUAAUUAGUUUUUUAGCAGCUUUCUCUCAAGUGAAAUAAGUGAUGUGACAUGUUUAUCAGUUAUGGCUAAAAUGUUACACUUUACAUGUUUAAACUAUAAUCAUAUGUUUUCAUGCUAGAUGGU